GCCAAACAUUUUUAAUAAUUAGCGGUAACCAGUGAAUAUUAUUUUAAUAGUUAUCGUUCUAUUUGAUUGGGAUCUGGCAUGAGUUUGAUUUUGUUUCAGACCAGCACUCUGCUCACAGUUCAUAUUCUGGAUGAAAAUGAUAAUGCUCCACAGUUCAACCAGAAGCAAUAUUUUGCUGAACUAGAUGUGGACAGUCCCUUGGGAACCCUAGUAACAACAGUAAAUGCAUCAGAUAGAGAUCAGGGAAAUAAUUGCAUGAUUGAAUACUUCCUGUCACCUGACAUCCCAAAUAAUUGCUUUAUGAUUGAAAAUGUGAAAGAUGGAAGGAUAAUAACUGCUGGAAAACUCAAUCCAGGAGAGAUUAAUAUAACAGUGUUUGUCAAAGACAAAGGUUCUCCUUCACUUAAUAGUAGCGCUUCUGUCAUUCUAAAUGUCAUACAAAAAGAUGACCCGUAUCCAACAUUUAAUCCAAAUGAAUUAAGCACUGAUCUGAAGAAAAAUGAAAUCAGUAGUUCCCCCAUUUACACAUUUUCUGCUAAGAAUACAUCAGGACAUAAUAUCACUUACAGAAUCGUUGAUGGUAAUGAAGGUGGUCAGUUUUACUUGGAUGAGAAUACUGGAGAGCUAUGGGCAACAGACAAAUUCAACUAUGAUGACCAGCCAUUCUAUACAAUUACUGUGGAGGCUGACGUGCCCCCUGGCUUGCGAGAUCCAUUGCUGAAGAAUAUAGCCCGUUUACAAAUUAACCUGCCAGACAUUCACAAGGGUCCAAUAUUUGAGAAGCAGAAUUACAAAGCAACAGUGCUCAACACUUUACCCCGUGGAUCACCCAUCAUCAAAGUCACAGCUAAAGAACCCGGUUUAGGACCAAAUGAAAUGCUCGUCUAUAGUUUGGUGAAUCAGUCAGUGGAAGAAUUUGCUAUUGAUAAUUACACAGGCCAAAUCAAGAGUAACUCUGUGGCUGGGAAAAAUGGAACAUUUCACAUUAAAGUCCAGGCUAUGGACCCCAGUGGUCUCUUUAACCAAACCAUUGUUCAGAUAAGAAUAGAAUCACCAUCCCUUUCCCGCGAUGAUGCGGAUAUUAAAAUUAACCAGACAUUACGUGAGGUUGAACAUCAUAUUGAGAAGAUUAAAAAGGUUCUGGAAAAAAUACUGAAACAGAAAGUUAAAAUUGAAGAUUUAUCUUCAAAAGACAAAGAGACAACUAUUCGCGUUCAAACUGUUGAAAAAACUCAGAAACUAGUCAGAAAGCUUGAAGAGGACAUAUCUAACCUUCAGAAGAAGAUGGAAGAAAUAUUUCAUAAACCUGUGGAUGUUACUGUACAGUCACCUCAAACAUUGGCUUUGAGUCCAGGAACCAUAGCAGGCAUUGUGGUCCUUGCCCUUGCACUAUGUGGUCUCAUUGCUUUUUUUAUUUAUAUGAGGUAAAAAAAUAAAUGUACAUGACUACAGGUUUGCUUGAUAAAUGGGUUGCAUUAAAUGUGGGGUUGCAAGAUGUCCAAGUCUGGAAACUGGAAAUCUAAGGUCCAGGGCAAACAAACAAACAUUUUUCCUGGUUGACAUCUGUAGACAAUUCUUGAUUGUUCUCAGCUUUCAGCAUAGAGAGUAGUAUGAUAUCUGGCACACAGCCCAUUUACAAUUUAGGAUGCAAACAUGUGUUUAUAUAAUUUGGCUAAAGAAAAGUUUUUCAUGUUUGCAUCACGUAACUAACUUGAAUAACAGCAGUGUGUCAUAGUCUUAUUGAUCUUAAAG
Messenger RNA from Rana temporaria (common frog), 1752 nucleotides. Its product is annotated as cadherin EGF LAG seven-pass G-type receptor fmi-1-like. The record is from RefSeq and is a predicted model, not a curated record. The transcript is spliced from 9 exons. Gene Ontology annotation, biological process: cell-cell junction assembly; calcium-dependent cell-cell adhesion; homophilic cell-cell adhesion. Gene Ontology annotation, molecular function: cadherin binding; calcium ion binding. NCBI's taxonomy places the organism in Eukaryota, Metazoa, Chordata, Amphibia, Anura, Ranidae. Gene Ontology annotation, cellular component: plasma membrane; catenin complex; adherens junction. The coding region runs from base 79 to 1428 and encodes 449 amino acids.